UGUCUCACUUUCAACUGUUUCCGACGAAGUAAUUAAUACCUGUCGUCCAAGAUGCCUACCUCAAAAGAAUUACCGCCUUCAACUGUCCCAUUCUUUCCUAAUCAAUUUUUUCGGAAUCAAUUCCGAACCAAGCCUCAAUAUCCGCCCCCUAGCACAAAUCUCUCAGAAAAAGUUGCCAUCAUCACAGGAGGAAAUACUGGUCUCGGACUUGAGGCCGCCACUCAACUACUCUCAUUCAAACUCGGUACUCUCAUACUUGCGGUGCGCUCUACCUCAAAGGGGGAGGCUGCUGCUGCGAAACUCCGGUCAAGAUACCCGAAAGCAACUAUCAAUGUCUGGAAGCUUGAUAUGAGUUCCUAUGAUUCAAUUCAGGAAUUUGUUGGACGGGUAAACACCCAGCUACCUCGCCUUGAUAUGGUUAUUCUUAAUGCUGGUGUGAGUAAACUCGAGUUCGGAACAGUCUCGAGUACUGGACACGAAGAGACAGUCCAGAUUAAUUACUUGUCGACUGCUUUACUUGCUGUUCUCUUGUUACCCGCCCUGAAGAGCAAGUCUCCACCUGGAACGCCCGGGCGGCUCACGAUGGUCAGUGCGGCACUCACCCUUGUCGCCAAGUUCCCAAAUCGCGAUGAAUCCCCUCUUCUGCCUUCAUUCGACAAUCCUAAAUACUGGGAUCCCAAUGAUCAGUAUUGCUCAUCCAAGCUCUUGAUGCACCUGUUCCUCUGGAAGCUUGUUGAUUACGUAUCGGCCGACGAUGUAAUCGUGAACCUAGCAGAUCCAGGAUUCGUCAAAGGUACUGAGCUUGGGCGUGACGUCACUGGCGGACAGCGCGUAGGGCUGUCAAUCUUCGCGUCUCUGACUGGUAGAAACAAGAAGCAUGGUGCCUCUACCUACGUAGACGCAGUCGUGAGCAAGGGCAAGGACUCUCAUGGAGGAUUUAUUAUGAGUUGGCAGAUCCAUCCGUUUCCCACUUUACUGUAUACAUCAGAGGGGCAGCAGAUUACGGAGAGACUUUGGGAUGAAACACUAGCUGAAUUUGAAUUCGCGAAUGCUCGUGGCAUCAUAGAGUCUAUGAAAGGAAAUUGAACCGAAGAAGAUAUAGCGUCGGCUAAGAACGUGGCGUAGUAAAGGAUACCUAUCUCGCAGUAGUUUGUUCAAGGUUAGGUAGCUAUUUAGUUGGUUGGGCUAUUGCUAUGUAUUAUUUUGAAAUACCUAUUUCUUUAAUUAUUAAGAAGAGUUAGUUUCGUUCUUAAGCGC
Annulohypoxylon maeteangense is the source of this 1257-nucleotide messenger RNA. Its product is annotated as NAD(P)-binding protein. Bases 52 to 1086 code for a protein of 344 amino acids. Lineage: Eukaryota; Fungi; Ascomycota; Sordariomycetes; Xylariales; Hypoxylaceae. The record is from RefSeq and is a predicted model, not a curated record. The transcript has 2 exons.